AUGGUCCCCUCGACAACCCUCUUCAGCAUCGUCGCCAUGCUCGCCGCAGCCAGUGCGCAGGCAAGCUCGUCCUGGAAACCGGCCAAGAACCAACUCUGCUUCGGCCGCCAGAGCUGCCACUACGCAUCAGACGGGGUACGCCAGCACCAUGCGCACGCACGACAAAGUCGGCUUGUGGGCGGACACUAA
Molecule: messenger RNA, 189 nt
Organism: Metarhizium robertsii ARSEF 23
Lineage: Eukaryota; Fungi; Ascomycota; Sordariomycetes; Hypocreales; Clavicipitaceae
Exons: 1
Coding region: 1-189 (62 amino acids)
Source: RefSeq, a predicted model, not a curated record